AUGUUGAAGUUCAUAAAAUUUUUUUUCGUUUACCUGAUUUUAACAAACGCUAAGAAGGUCUGUUGUACGAAUGAGAGAUACCGGUUCCCUUUGUUUUUAAAUGGUUCCACAACGUUUGGUGCAAGAAGAAAGAGCCAAAGUUGUGUUGGAAAAAUAACUCCCUUAUAUUUGAGGAAAAGGCUGAACCCUAACGACAAGUACACAGUAAUCAAAAGACAUGAAGCAAAAGUACAGAGAAAUUUAAAGAGGAAGUAUCUGAUUGAAAGAUACAAGGAAAAAAGAGAGUUACUAAAAAAAUACAUAGCAGAGGCGUCCUCCCCUAUUGAAUAUGUUUACUGGAAAUACAAGUUGUCUUCUCUUCCCAGGGACUCGUGCCCUGUGAGGUUCCGGAACAGGUGUGCCAUCACAGGCAGGGCUCGCGGAUAUUACACCUUCUUCGGCCUGUGCAGACACCAAGCUCGUGCUCUCAUACAGAAAUUGUUCUUCCCUGGUUUUGUCAAGGCAUGUUGGUAG
Plasmodium knowlesi strain H is the source of this 513-nucleotide messenger RNA. Its product is annotated as ribosomal protein S14, apicoplast, putative. The coding region runs from base 1 to 513 and encodes 170 amino acids. The transcript has 2 exons. Gene Ontology annotation, cellular component: ribosome; small ribosomal subunit. Lineage: Eukaryota; Apicomplexa; Aconoidasida; Haemosporida; Plasmodiidae. The record is from RefSeq and is a predicted model, not a curated record. Gene Ontology annotation, molecular function: structural constituent of ribosome. Gene Ontology annotation, biological process: translation.